ACAUGACUGUUUACACUGUGAGAGAGGAGGCAUGUGGGUGAAGAACAGCAGAAACUCAGGAGAAACGGCCCUCACAUAAACAUGUAGGAUAUCUUACACACACACACACGCAAACACAGGAAACAGCAGAAUGGACCAGAGAGUUGAACACAGUUUUUAUCCUCCUGAGGGCCAGCCCAGCAGACCCAGAGAUGUGCUUGUUAAGUCAGCCUCAGCAUAUGCAGAUAUCCAAUGGGAACAGCCUCAUCAGCCGAAAAACCCAGACAGGGAUCCAUUUGGUUACCCUCAUCGUGAGAUCCCCCCAUUGGCCAGUUAUGCUCCUCAGCCUGAUUACAUGACAGGGGAUGAUGAUCUCAUCAAGCCUAAAAAGCUGAUUAAUCCAGUGAAAGCCUCUAAAAGCCACCAGGAGCUUCAUCGGGAGCUGCUUAUGAACCAUAAACGAGGUAUUAGUGUGGAGAACAAGCCAGAAUUGCAACGUGUGUUGGAGCAAAGGAAGAGAGAGCAGAUGAUAAAAGAAAGAAAGCAGGAGGAGGAGGCCAGGAGGAAAAUCUCUCCAUUGGAACAGGAGCUUCUCAAGAGACAACAGAAACUAGAGGAGCUGGAGAAGGAGCAAGCAGGAUUGGAGGACAGCAACUGCAGUGCUCCAGAAUUCAUAAAAGUGAAGGAAAACCUGAGACGAACAUCGUUUACAAGUUCUGGAGAGAAGGAGGUGUAGGGGCAUAAACAAAGACUGGAUCCAUGUGUAUUUGUGCACAGCCAGUAACAUAGAGAGCUGCUGCAGCUCCUAAACACCACCCACACGACUCUGCUUCCCUACUUCUUGUCUCACACCAACAAUGCACUCACCUCUCUCUGUAGGAGGCUCAGAGAGGUCAGAGAUAAGGACAAGACCCAAAGGACCUCUGCUAUACCUUCAAAUUAUAAGGAGGUUGAUGCUUAAGAGGUUUCAGGAGACUGCAAAGAGAAAAAGAGUGUUUUUUCCUGCUCUGGGUCAGACUUGAUGGGUUAAAGAUUAACUGCUCAGGAUGCUUAUGAGUUUGUGUGUAUGCAUGGAUGGACAGCUAUGUUCUGGUUCUGCCACAUUAGAUGAAAAAGUGAAAAGAAGGUACAGGGAUUAGUUUCAGAGUGAAAAAAAAAACAGACUAUCUCUCUCUAAAUGACAGGCAGAACAUGUAUAAGGCGGCAAUUAGACAAACAGUAUCAGUAUUAUAGGCAAAUUGUUUUUUAUUAAAACCGCCAAAUAUUUGUUAAUUGCCUAAUUUUAGACAUCGUUUCUUACACUUAACAAUCAGCACUUGUCACUUUUACAUGAAAAUAUAAGAACUAUGAUUAUUUUCAGCUUUCAUCGACCCUUGAUUUGCAGUAUAAAACCUUGCACGUGUGAACACAAAAUUAAUUUUACUCCAUUAAACACAGAUCAUCACUGCAGUGAUGGCUAAAAUGAUAUGCACUUUUACGAAGCUAACCACUUAAUUUGACACAUCAUAGAGUUAAACCAGUAUAAAAACAGGGAAGUUUCAGGUUUGUGCUUACUCCAGUGCCUUUGUUAAAAUAAUGCAACAAGAUAGGCAGUCUGGCUGUUACUGUGGUCCAAUAUAUGUUGCUUAGAAUUUUGUUCAUAGUCAUAUCUUUAUGAAAUGUUCCCUAUUAAAACAGUUUUAUAUUGUUUGGGUUUUCAAAGCACAAAGUAAAAUUUAAAUAUGUAAUUUCUGCCUUUUUUGACUUCUGAAGCCAUUGGAUAAUACAACAAUCAAUGUGUUACUUUAGUUUAAUGUUAAUUUAAUUCUCGUGUUGUUGCAGUCAAAAUCAUAAAACAACUAUAAAAGUUGGCUACUUACAUUUUUGUUGUAGCUUUAGCCAUGAGCUUUUGAUUGUUAUAAACAGAGAACUUACACAAUAAAGAAAAAGUACAUAUGCUUCAUGUCAUUCAUACCAAUACAAUAAAUUUUGCUUUUGCAAAAUACACACAUGCAAAGAAAAUCAUUUGAUCCAUCUACAUGCACCAACAAGUUAACAAUAAGAUAUCAAGUUUAGCCCUGUGCUAUUUAGAUACUGCCAGCUCUGUGUCUGCAGGGCCAGCCAUCCAGACUUCCCAGUUUGUGGAAUGUCACAAACUUCUAAAGUGAAACAGUAGAGAAUAAUGUGUGUGUGUUGUGAAUUUUAAGUAGAUGGUCUAAAAGUGAAGUGGCGUGAUGAUACAGGAGGUCACAGGGCCUGGUUUGGGGUUAUCAUGCUCGGUUUCACUUUAAUGGGACCUCUGAGUUUUUUUUUUCCACUGAUGGAAAGUCUCCAUCUCGCCUUCAUCCAGCUUCUCGAUAGCUUCUUAAUUAGAGGGACAGGUAACACUAUACCCUGAAUCACAAGACCCUUUGUCCACAAAAACACGCUAUCCACUUCUAAUCUGUUUAAUCCCUAAGAAUCUUCAGGAUCCGAUUUGUUGUGCUCUAGUAAACAAGGGCUAAAUUGUUUGACGUGAGGCAGUUGCGAACCUGAACUGAACAAUGGCACACCUGAACUACUGGCAACACAACAGCCUGAACAUGAACACAGUGUUUCAGGGAGACGCUACAGGUGUAAAUACAAACCACGCCAA
This is a messenger RNA of Onychostoma macrolepis, 2593 nucleotides long. Its product is annotated as protein FAM107B. Gene Ontology annotation, cellular component: neuron projection; stress fiber; synapse. The record is from RefSeq and is a predicted model, not a curated record. Bases 131 to 715 code for a protein of 194 amino acids. NCBI's taxonomy places the organism in Eukaryota, Metazoa, Chordata, Actinopteri, Cypriniformes, Cyprinidae. Gene Ontology annotation, biological process: actin filament polymerization; actin filament bundle assembly; regulation of actin cytoskeleton organization. The transcript is spliced from 4 exons.